Messenger RNA from Sus scrofa (pig), 2162 nucleotides. It is a transcript of the gene COQ6, whose product is annotated as coenzyme Q6, monooxygenase. Gene Ontology annotation, molecular function: 4-hydroxy-3-all-trans-polyprenylbenzoate oxygenase activity; FAD binding. NCBI's taxonomy places the organism in Eukaryota, Metazoa, Chordata, Mammalia, Artiodactyla, Suidae. Gene Ontology annotation, biological process: ubiquinone biosynthetic process. Gene Ontology annotation, cellular component: mitochondrion. The record is from RefSeq and is a predicted model, not a curated record.
GGAAGUGCUCCCGGAGGCGGGCCUAGCGGGGCGCCAAAUACGGCGCAAGUCAGCACCAUGGCUGCCCGGCUGGCUGGCAGCCGAUCGGGGACUGCUCUUUCUGCUGCCCAGAGAGGCCCGCUAGUUUCCUGUCGGAGGUGGGCCGGCGCCACGGCUGACACCGUGUAUGAUGUUGUGGUGUCGGGUGGAGGCAUGGUGGGCGCCGCUAUGGCCUGUGCCUUGGGACAUGAUAUUCACUUUGGUGACAAGAAAAUUCUGUUGCUAGAAGCAGGUCCAAAGAAAGUAUUGGGGAAAUUACCAGAAACUUACAGCAACAGGGUCAGCUCCAUUUCCCCUGGCUCUGCAACCCUUCUCAGUAGUUUUGGUGCCUGGGACCACAUCUGCAACAUGAGAUACAGAGCCUUUCGGCGAAUGCAGGUGUGGGAUGCCUGCUCCGAGGCCCUGAUCAUGUUUGACAAGGAUAAUUUAGAUGACAUGGGCUAUAUCGUGGAGAAUGAUGUCAUCAUGCAGGCCCUCACGAAGCAGCUGGAGGCUGUGUCAGACCGAGUGACCGUUCUCUACAAGAGCAAAGCAGUCAGCUAUACCUGGCCUUACCCAUUUUCCAUGGCAGACUCCAGCCCUUGGGUUCAUAUUACCCUAGGUGAUGGCAGCACCCUCCAGACCAAAUUGUUGAUUGGUGCUGAUGGUCACAACUCAGGAGUACGGCAGGCUGCUGGAAUCCGGGAUGUUAGCUGGAACUAUGACCAGUCCGCUGUUGUGGCUACUUUGCAUUUAUCAGAGCCCACGGAAAACAAUGUAGCUUGGCAGAGAUUUCUUCCGUCUGGGCCCAUUGCUCUGCUCCCGCUCUCGGACACUUUGAGUUCCUUGGUUUGGUCCACAUCCCAUGAACACGCAGCAGAGCUGGUCAGUAUGGAUGAGGAAAAGUUUGUGGAUGCCAUUAACUCUGCCUUUUGGAGUGAUGCUAACCACACAGACCUCGUCGACUCGGCCAGCUCCGUGCUGCACUAUGUGGUUUCCAUUCUGAAGCCCACUAAGGUCUCAGCUCGCCAGCUGCCCCCAAGUGUAGCCAAGGUGGAUGCCAAAAGCCAGGUACUGUUUCCUCUUGGGUUGGGACACGCUGCUGAGUACGUCCGGCCUCGGCUGGCACUCAUUGGGGAUGCCGCCCACAGAGUCCACCCACUUGCAGGACAAGGUGUCAACAUGGGCUUUGGGGAUAUCUCCAGCUUGGUCCAUCACCUCAGAACUGCAGCCUUCAACGGGAAAGACUUAGGCUCCAUGAGCCACCUCACAGGUUAUGAAACAGACAGACAACGUCACAACACUGCUCUUCUGGCUGCUACUGACCUACUCAAAAGGCUCUAUUCCACCAGUGCCACCCCACUUGUGCUGCUCAGGACGUGGGGCUUGCAAGCUACAAAUGCAGUAUCUCCACUCAAAGAGCAGAUUAUGGCCUUUGCAAGCAAAUGAAUGCUCUUCUUCCGGAGAUUCUGAACAUCUUUUCCCAAGACCAUCACAUAUUUUCAGGAUUUAAUUUAAUAAAUUUACUUUACAUUAGAAUGUCAGUCUUGGAGUUCCCAUAUGGCACGGUGGAAACGAAUCUGACUAGGAAUCAUGAGGUUUUGGGUUCGAUUCCUGGCCUCGCUCAGUGGGUUAAGGAUCUGGUGUUUCUAUGAGCUGCAGUGUAGGUCGAAGACAUGGUUCAGAUCCUGCAUUGCGGUAGUGUAGGCCAGCAGUUGUAGCUCCAAUUUGACCCCUAGCCUGGGAACCUCCAUAUGCCACAAGUAUGACCCUAAAAAGCAAAAAAAAAAAAAGUCAUUCUUUUUUUUUCUCCUCUGCUUAAUGGACCUAUAUAGUCCAAAUAAUGAGUGGUGAUUUGCUGUGAGACAGGCAUAAAAACCAAGCCAAAGAAAAAAUCACAAAGGAAGACUAUGAUUUUGUUGAAAAAACGUUUUAUUACUAAAUCAGAAAUUGCUAAGGUGCUGUCUCAUUCAUUUUCACUUAUUAGCAGUCCUUUCCAAAGAGAAGUUAUACAGUUUAUUUUUUUAAAUGCUGGUUGUAAAUUUAUACAGUUGUUUUUGAUAAAGUAUUAGAAAGUCAAUUGAUGCAUUUUUGUUAGAAUUGCUAUUUAAAAAUUAAUAACAUUAAAAUGCAAAUUAAACAAA